AUGAUUCGGCAGUUUCUUCCGAAAGUUAAUUGGUAUCAGUUAGCCUUGAUGUACUUCAAAGACCGUUCUGCUGCAGAAUGUGAAGCUCGAUGGAAAAAGACUCUCCACCCUACAAGAACCAGGGUAGGGAAAUUCAGCUUAGAGGAAGAAAAACGUUUGAAACUAGCUAUGACACUCUUUGGAGCUCAAAACUGGCAUAAAAUUGCGCGCUUUGUUCCUGGACGGACAAAGACUCAGUGUCGAGAGAUAUGGGCAAAUUUUUUAGACCCCAAUGUAAAUCAUGGGAAGUGGACCAAGGAAGAAGAUGCAAAGUUGAGAGAAGCAAUGUCAGAACAUGAGUUUCUUGCACUACCUGAUAUAUCUCUUGAGCCAGAACCCGAAAUUGUUGCCGUGAAGAAGAAACGCAAAGCAAG
Molecule: messenger RNA, 413 nt
Organism: Eruca vesicaria subsp. sativa (arugula)
Lineage: Eukaryota; Viridiplantae; Streptophyta; Magnoliopsida; Brassicales; Brassicaceae
Source: the annotation of a GenBank genome assembly